AGCCCCUCCAGCCACCGACUCAUUUCUUUGAGAAAAUUAGUGACAAAGCUUGAAAUUUCUCCUUCUUUCUUGCUCAAUAACAAGUUUUAGGACUUAGAACUCUCUCUCUCAACCCAGAAAUUUCAGAUCUGCUCUGCUCUUCCUCCCCUGUCCGCCGGUGCUGCUAGGCAUGAAUUUCUGGGCUUUUUCGCCCCGUGACCUUCCUUCCUUCCUUCCGUCGGCUGCUCUUGCUUGUGGGUGUGAUUUUUCCGGUUCUGAUUUCCCCUGAAUUUUUCCUUCCAUGCCGUCGGCCUCCCUCAACCUCCAGCUUUGGUUUUGCUGGGAAAAUUUUGGUUCGUAAUUGUUCUGUCACCCGAGCACUUGGCUUGAGUUUCCAAUUUCGUGCGAUUUGAGGUAAGUAAAUUAUGGUAACGCCCUCUGAUUUUAAAGCACAUUUUAGCUUGUUUUUGAAGUGGUGGGGGACUAAACCCGUUUUACACCAGUAUGAUCGAUUUGAAAUGAAAUUAUAUUCUUUUUAUUGAAUUGAGCAUGCCUACUUGGAAUUUACUUAAGUGCCCUGAUGAACUGAGAAUUUUGUAAACUCUGAUUUUUCUAUUAAAUCCAUGCCCGCAUGAAAAUUUUUCGGUUAUUUUUGAAAUUUGAGAUUAAUUGUGAAUUAUGAUUUUCCUGUUAACUUCUGCCUGUUUUGUCUCUGAUAUGGUCAUGUUAUUCGUGUGCCCGCUAAUGGGAGAUUUAUAAACGCUAGCACAUGUCGACAUGUUACUGAUAGAACCGGUUUGUUUCCGUUAAAUUGUUAUCCUGCUAGUGGGAUUAUACACUAGUAAAUCGUGUGUUUGCCAGUGGGAGGUUUAUAACACUGGCCAUGACCUAUAGAGGGGACGUCUAUUUCAUUUCCGUACUCGUACUUGUUUUUCGUGAUUACACUGGUUGGCAUGCUAUAAGUUUAAUUAAGGGCUAUUCAUAUUUAUUUACUGAGUUAUCUCAUAGUUUUUCCUUGUCCAUCAUUUCAGAAAGCGAAGUCAAGGGUGGGGAAAAACGAGAAAAGUGACGAGUUAGAAGGCUAAUCAUCUUGUAAAUUGAGCAUAGAUUUUAGAUAUAAAUCAUGAUCUUGUAAGCUAGACUCUAUUUGGAGAUUUUAUGAUAUUAGAGCAAAUUUUAUAAUUUUAUUUUCAGAUUUUGUGGUAUCAGAUUGUGAAAACUCGAUAAAUAACUAGCUUUUAGUUACCCAAAAUUUGCUAGUCCAGAUGUACAAAGUUUAUAAAAUAAUCAUGGCUAUAACCAAGGAAAAUCAAUAUACAAAAAAAUGAUUUCUCAAUUUACAUCUAUGUCAAACAUGUGUGGCUAACGGCUUAAGUCCAAAAAGGAUCUAAGUCCAAAAUACUGACUAGCUGUCUAGCUCGUCACUUUCUCUAGUUAACCGUGCCUUGGGUCUCACUUCCUGAAAUGGUGGACAAGGAAAAACUAUGAGAUAAAAUAUCUCAAUAAGUAAAAAUAUGAAUAACCCGUAAGUAAAAUUUAAGCAUGCCUGAUAAACAGUUUAAUGUAACAAAACAUUCAGUGAUAAAUGGUUAAUGCAGAA
Rubroshorea leprosula is the source of this 1579-nucleotide messenger RNA. The record is from the annotation of a GenBank genome assembly. NCBI's taxonomy places the organism in Eukaryota, Viridiplantae, Streptophyta, Magnoliopsida, Malvales, Dipterocarpaceae.